GACUGCUCGCCCGAUGCUCUUUCAUAUAUCAAGUCGCGUCGGAGCAGUCGGUCAAGUUGUUUGUGCCGUCUCCGUUUUCCGUUCAUUGUGCGGUCCGGCCAGAGCGAGACCUCAGACCAACCUCUGGAGUGGCCCCAAGUGAUCGACAGAAAAGUGCAGACAGCGAACAGCGGACAACGGACAGCAAAAUAUAAAAAUGAAAAUGACAAAUUGGUGAAGGCAACAGAGCGGCGAUUUCCAAUGAAAAGAAUGCCAAGUAAACAAAUAACAAAUCAAUCGCAGAACCCUUACAAAUAACAUAUAUAUAAAAAGAACUCAAGCAUUGCGGAACCUCUGAAGAAGUUUUUGAUUGUGUUACGUAGAGCCCGCUGUGCUCAAAAGCCACUAUGCCAAUGCUGCCGACCAUCGAGGAGGAGGGAAAGCUGUCCUGGCUGCGCCUCAUGUGGCGCUAUCGUCUCCAGUUCCAGUCCAUGGCUGCGGCUUCGAUUGUUUUUGUGGGCUCUGGCAUGCGUCUGGCCUGGUCCAUCUUCGACACACCCGCUGGCAAGUUCCUUAACAACAACAACACACAGAAUCUGAUGAUGAGCUGGUUCAUUGGCGCCGCCUUGGGGGCCCUGCUGGCCGCCUUCUUUGUGCAGCGUGUCACCAAAAAUGUGGCCUAUACAUCCAGUGGCUUCCUGUUGCUCAUGGCCGGCGUUCUGAAUCUGGCACUGCCUCAGCACUUUGGAGCGGCCUGCUACAGCAGUGUGAGUGUGGGUGCCGCCUACGGGCUGACACAGAUACAGGCCCUGGUCACCGGAUCGGAGGUGGCCCACAAGUCCAUACGCGGCAUGCUCCUGAGCUGCGAGCGCAUCUUCCUCUGGCUGGGGGUCUGUGUCCAGGUCUUCUACACGCGGGUCUGGUACAAUCUGGAGCCGCUCCAGCGCGGGUAUGCCAUGCACAUUGAUCAGCUGCACGGCAUACUGUUGGGCGCCUUGGGACUGGCGGCCGUCGUACUGGCACUGGCCCAUCGGCUGGAGUCGCCGCUGCUGCUGCUGCACCAGGAACGCGACAUGGCCGUGGGGGAUACCCUGAAGCAGCUGAACGGCCAGUCCGCCACGGAGCUGGUGCGCCUGCGUGAGGACUGCCACCAGCUGCACAAUGCCCGCGAUUGGGAGCAGUUUGUGGAGGAGCCGGAGGAGAUCCCGGGCUGGCAUCGCUGCGCGCGGCGCGUGCUGCCGCUUCUAAAGGUGCUGCUACUGCGCUGCUUUGCCACCUUGGCCCUGUCCCUGUCCUUCAACCGGGCUUUCCUGGUCGUGAGCUGGCACGGCCUGGAGUGCGACAUGAACUGUCUCUAUUGGCUGGCGUUCGCUGGUCUGGUGGGCAGUUUGGGUGGAGCCUUCCUCGUGGACACUCAGGGACGUCGUAAGCUUUGCUCCCUCUCCCUGUUCAUAGCUGGCAUCAUCAUUGUCAUGGUGGGCGGCGUCUUCGAGCAUCUGGAGUCCGUGAAGAAGACCUUCUACGACAUCAAUCUGCAGGCCAUUGCCUUGCUUAUGCUUCUCUUCGAGCUGAUUGUGUCGGGCGGGGUGGCGGUCCCGGCUCUCAUCUAUACGGCGGAGGCGUUCAGCAUUGCCCACAAGGCGCGCUGCCUGGCCGGCAUUCUGGUCUGCGAGCAGCUGCUGCAGUUGGGCCUGCUGCUGGCCGCCUUCCACCAUUGUCUGACUGACUCCAUCCUGUUCUUCACCAUCGGCGCCCUCAGCUUCUUCUUCGGACUGCUCGUGUACAUGCUGAUGCCCGAGACGAGGCACUUGACGCUCUACGAGUGCCUGCUCAAGUUCAAGAAAGUUCCUUAAACUGAACCCGUAUCCUUAAGGGCUUACACCUAUUCGUAUCCUUAUCCCUAAGUGAUUCUCUGUUAUCUAUGUUUAUGCCCAAUGUGUAUGUGUGUGUGCUUGUUCGUGUCUGCAUCUGUAUCUCUCCCUUUGUAUCUCUUAAGUUGCAUUAACAGCUAUUUAUUGUAGCCCCAGGUCCUUUAUUCAACUAUCAACUACCUUGUAUCCGCGAGCCAAGUUCCCAGGGAAGCUCUACUUUAAAUUUGAGCUUCUUGCCACAAGCUUGCCAGUGCUUUCGGUGUCGUUUCCUAAGCGAAGCACCUCCCACUUAUCACACUCUCUCACAGGAUCUACUGAUGAGUGGGUGCUUCGUUAGCUGGAACUUAUCUUUAAUUGUAAUAAAUUGAUGUAUUGCAUAUCUGA
This is a messenger RNA of Drosophila pseudoobscura, 2234 nucleotides long. RefSeq lists its product as uncharacterized. Gene Ontology annotation, biological process: transmembrane transport. Gene Ontology annotation, molecular function: transmembrane transporter activity. The transcript has 3 exons. Bases 387 to 1832 code for a protein of 481 amino acids. The record is from RefSeq and is a predicted model, not a curated record. Lineage: Eukaryota; Metazoa; Arthropoda; Insecta; Diptera; Drosophilidae. Gene Ontology annotation, cellular component: membrane.